Messenger RNA from Oryzias melastigma (Indian medaka), 8043 nucleotides. Its product is annotated as desmoglein-2. Gene Ontology annotation, molecular function: calcium ion binding. Gene Ontology annotation, biological process: homophilic cell-cell adhesion. Bases 105 to 3947 code for a protein of 1280 amino acids. The record is from RefSeq and is a predicted model, not a curated record. The transcript is spliced from 14 exons. Gene Ontology annotation, cellular component: plasma membrane; desmosome. NCBI's taxonomy places the organism in Eukaryota, Metazoa, Chordata, Actinopteri, Beloniformes, Adrianichthyidae.
UAUCCAGGUGUGACUUGAGGUUGGGGGCUGUUGGAAGACUCAUCUGCUUGUUGCUGUAGAAGGAUCAACUCCCACAGUCCUGCUUUCUCCAAGGUCCUGUAGCCAUGGCCCGGUUCUCUCUGACAUGUCUGAGCCUUCUGCUCCUGCUGUUCUUGGUGAUCAGCGCUGAGAGCACAGAGACAGGAGCAAAGCCACGGAGGAGGAUGAAGAGAAACUGGCUUCCUCCUCCUGCCAAGCUCGUGGAAAACACAGACUACACCCAGAAAACCGUUGCAAAGAUUCGCUCCGACAAAGACCGACAAUACAAGGUGGAGUAUUACUUGAGAGGUAAGGGGGCAGAUGAACCCCCUUACAACUUAUUCAAAGUAGACCAUGUAACUGGACUCGUGAGUAUCACCAGCACACUGGACUGGGAAACACACCCUUCCUUCCAUCUCAGAGGCAUUGCCAGAUAUUUGAAUGGGACCGAAGCGGAGGAUGAGGUUCCACUGAUUUUCACCGUUGUGGACCAGAAUGACAAUGCUCCAACCUUGGAGACGCACUAUGGGAACGUCACAGAGUCAAGUAAAAAAGGAACCUACGUCAUGCAGAUCACGGCUAAAGAUAAAGAUGACCCAGACACUCCCAACGCCGAGAUUGCCUACUCCAUCAUCAGCCAGGAGCCGCCUUUGAAUGGCCACAUGUUCCGUAUCGGAAAAAAGACGGGGAAACUUUAUGUGAAAGAGCCCAACCUGGACCGAGAGAAAUAUGACUUCUACAAGCUGGUCAUCCAAGUCACUGACAUGGGAGGGGAACCAGGGGGCCUCACAGGUACAGGAACGGUGGAGAUCAAAGUGCUGGAUAUCAAUGACAACAUUCCCACUCUGGAAAAGUCUGAGUAUGACGGCACAGUGGAGGAAAACGUAGCUAACGUUGUUGUGAUGAAAAUCAAAGCUCUGGACAACGAUGAGAAAUUCACAGAUAACUGGCUGGCUGUCUUUAAAAUUGAUAAAGGGAACGAGAACCAACUCUUUUCCAUUGAGACAGACAAUAAAACCAACGAAGGCAUCCUGAAGCUGGUCAAGGCAGUGGAUUUUGAGGAAGUGCAGAACCUGGAGCUCGGCCUGGUCAUUAGGAAUGUUGCUCCCUUUGUGAAAGGUGGCCCUGUAAGCAUGGAUGUAGGAGUUCAGAUUGGUGAAGGUGAUGGCAAAGGAGCUGGACUCGGUGCUGGGGCUGGUGCUGGUGCUGGAGCUGGAGUUGGAGCUGAUCUAGGUGUAGACCUUGAUGUAGACUUAGGAGCAGGCUUAGAUUUGGGACUUGAUUUAAAUGUAGACCUAGAUGCAGACCUAGAUGCGGAUCUGGACGGGGACUUAGGACUGGAUGCAGAACUUGGUCCUGGUGUUGGGCUCAAGCCUAAUCUUGGCAUCAAGCCAGCUGGCGGGCUCAAGCCUAAUCUUGGAGUCAAGCCUGGGGCAGGACCUGGGGCUGGACCUGGGCCUGGGCCUGGAGUGGGGAUUGGACUUAAACCAAACAUGCCAAACAUGCCAGGCAAAUUAAGACCAGGACCUAAGAAGAACCCAGAUGAACCCAAAAGCUAUCCCAUUAAAAUAGCAGUGAAAAAUGUUCCGGAAGGUCCAGCAUUCAUACCCACCAUCAAGGAGGUUCCAGUGUCUGAGGACAAAAACGAUUUACCUGAAAAUGGAGUCAUCACUGUGUUCGCUGCUGUCGAUCCAGAUACAAAAAAGCCGGCUGAGGACGUCAGUUAUGCCAAAGGGCUUGAUCCAGACAACUGGUUUACUAUUGAUGAAAAGACUGCAGAGAUCAAACUCAACAAGGUACCAGACAGAGAGUCUCCAUUCUUGGUCAACGGUGUCUACACAGCCAAAAUUCUGGCCAUAAACAAAGACAUGCCCCCCAAAACAGCCACGGGAACUAUUGCCAUCAAAGUGGCUGACUCCAACGACCACUGUCCCACUCUGACCAGCACCCACAGCAGUCUGUGCUCUGACAAAAAGACUGUGUUUGUCACUGCUUUCGAUGAAGAUGCCGAUCCUAACGCUGCUCCCUUCUUCUUCAACAUCGUUCCUGAAGGAACACGAGGCAGCUGGGAAGUGGAGGUCGUCAAUGAAACCACUGUUGCUCUUCACUCCAAAGAAUCGUUGUGGCCUGGAGUGUAUGAGCUGCAGUUGGAGGUGAAGGAUGCUCAGAAUCUGUCCUGUCCAACCACUGAGGUCUUCACUGUGGACGUCUGCACCUGUGAGGGAGUGGAGGAUUGCAGCCUGAAGAUGGAUCGGAUGAAAUCCAAAAAGACGGAGGUGUCUGCAGGAGUCAUUGGACUUCCGUUAAUGGCGUUGUGCUUGUUGCUAUUGGUUCCUUGUUUCCUGCUCUUGUGUCAGUGUGGAGGAGCAGGUAAGGUUUUCUCAGACCAGUUCAGUCAGCUGCCGUUUGAAACCACAGAGCAUCUGAUAGCUUAUCACACUGAAGGCAAAGGCGAGGACAAGGAGUUACCACUCCACAGUGUUCCUGUUGGUUCCCCAAAAAACCCUGAUGCCAUGGGUUUUCUGAAUUUCAACAGCAUGUCCUCAACUAAUACAAACGUGGCCUUCAUGCAGGCCGUCAAGGGCUCUGCAAACAUGUUUGGAGAGGGCACAGGAUUCUUAGAAACCGAGAACUCCCAAGGGUUUUUAAGGGAGGACAUGCUCCAUGACUCUUCAACAUUCGGAAUGCAAGCAUUCAUGCAGGACACAGCCACUCUGGAUGAGGACAUGGCCCUCCCUGAAGAUUUUCUUGCCAACUACUACUCACAGAAAUCCAUGUGUGAUUUCCCAGUGAAGGACACUCUAUUGGAAUUCGAAGAAGAGGGCCGGGGGUCGCCUGCUAACUCGGUGGGCUGCUGCAGCCUUUUGGACUCUGAUACCGACUUAGAGUUCCUCAAUGACCUUGGGGAAAAGUUUAAGAUUUUGGCAGAGAUAUGUUCCCCUUCUUCGAUAACUGUCAGAUCCUCAGUGACACAGAGAUCAACCGGUGUUCUCAGAACCACAUCUGAAGUGAUUGAACCGGUUUUGAAGCCUGAGGUUAAGAGUGUUGUUGUAAGAAAGCAGUCUGGCAUAAACACAGAGAAAUCUGUGUCAUCUGCAAAAACCUUUACUUCAUCUUCCAGCAAAGUUCGUGGCGCCUCAUCCUCCAUGAGACUUCCUCAUCGCUCCCGGAUCUCAAACACUGGCCGUUCUUCUGAUGUGAGCAUUUCUUCUGAUCUGGGCUAUUCUUCUGAUCUCAGCUGUUCUUCUGAAAUAGGCCGUUCUUCUGGUCUGAGGCGUUCUGCUACACUACAUUAUCCCGCUCAGAGAGUUGUCCUGCAGCAGCCACUUUACUAUACCACCAACACUAUGCUGCAACCUAUGCAGUACAUGAUGGCACCUAAUCCGCAGAAUACUGUUAUGCUCGAGAACUGGUCCGGUGGAAGCAAUCUUUCAGGUCUUGUCCUGAUCAAUGGUUCCCAGGGUCCAUCCGGACCUCUUAUCAGUGGAGGUCUAGACUCACUUUCAGGGGUAGUUACCUCAAGUACAGAGAGCUUCGUAAACCUCCAAAGUCCUGUCAGCCCCACAGUGCUGUUGUCUGGCCCCCCAGGUCCUGGACACGUUUCUGGCUCUGCAGAGAGCUGGGGAUUAAUGGCACCAAAUUCUAAUGGUCCAUCUGGACCUCUUAUCAGUGGAGGUCCAGACUCACUUUCAGGGGUAGUUGCCUCAAGCACAGAGAGCUUCGUAAACCUCCAAAGUCCUGUCAGCCCCACAGUGCUGUUGUCUGGCCCCCCAGGUCCUGGACACGUUUCUGGCUCUGCAGAGAGCUGGGGAUUAAUGGCACCAAAUUCUGGUGGCAGCUUCAUGCUGGUCUCAAACAAUUCACUUGAGGCACAGGAGAUCCCAGGUCCUUCUCAGGGCAUUUUGUCUAGAGAGGCUAACCUGGAGUAAGAGGCUGUUCCCCUUCAGAGGGUGUGUAACGUGACAGCCCAGGGAAUCACAUCUACAGACAACUUUGUUGUUGCUGUGAAGCACAGUUCCAUAAAACUUCACAUUUUCUGGCACAGAAAAUUGGAUUCAGAACAAAUAGGCUUUGUUUUAGACAAAAAAAGAGAAAUAAGAUUGCAGCAUAUCAUAGCCUAUGUUUUGUUUUCUUCCAUAGUAACAAAGUUUUACCAGCUCAGACCUGCAUAGCUGGAAUAAAACGCAUCAACAGUAAUUAUCACAACUGAUGGUUUUCAUCACAAAAACAACGCCAGUUGUUCUAGAGAUGUUUUUCAGCUUUGGGACGAUUUGAAAAACUCAAAUCGAAGCCGAAAUGAAUCCCCACCUCAAGAGAAGCCAGGGAAAAGUCAGAAGUUCUUGAGAUUGGGCCUUCAACAAGACAUCGUCUCACACCAGAGGAAGAAUACAGAGGAAGACUCUCAAAACAAAAACAAUGUCCUUCCGUACAUCGUCAGUGUCUUUGAGAGAUAGAAAAUCCUUUGUGCUUAACACCAAAUACAAGUCCAUUUCAAACCUAGUAACACAAGGAGGCAGAAACUGGUCACAACACAACUCCCCAUAAGAAGAAACAAUGUAGUUUAUGCUAUCCAUAUUUCCAUGUGUACUCUUUGCAUCUAUGGACUCCCCGAAAUUCACAAGCAAGAUCCAUAACCAAGAGCAUCAAAUAACGUACAACAUUUCUAAACAUCUAGGCACAAUCUUGGGACCACUGGUUGGACACACAGAUCACCACAUCUAAAACUCAGAGCAAAGGGUUCAACUGGACACGAAUGAAACCAUGAUGUUCUUUAAUGUCACAUCACUUCGCAUCCCCUACAUGGAUGCUUGCCUGGCUGUCAGAGGAAGACUAGAGGACGAUGGCCCCCUGGCCAAUGGGAGCAGUCUCAACCCAGACCAAAUUUGUCUACUUCUGGAUCUAUUCUUGAACACCACUAACUUUAGUUACAAAUGCAAAUUAUACAAGUAGAAGCAUGACCUCCAUAGAAGCAUAGGCUCCACUGUGCCUCAGUGGUCAUCAACUUAUACAUGGAGGCAGUGGAGAAUCAAGCCCCUUGUUCCUUUCAGGGAUCAUCACCGUCUCUUGACUGACACCUGGGUGAAGGUUACAAUCAAGGAGGUGCAAACAUCACAGUGCAUUUACAUACUGUGGAUCCUAACAUUAAAUUUACUAGAGAGGACACCAAGAACAACCAGCUGGCCGUCCUGGACUGUGCAGUCAUCUGAGGCAAAGAGGGUAACCUCCAAAUAGAAAUAUACAGGGAGCCCCUGCACACAAAUCAAUACCUUUUGUUUGACUCCCGGUCCAAAACAAACUGGGAGUAAUCAAAACCUCGAACCACAAGGCAAAUCAACACAGAGGUCCACCUUAAGUUGGCUCUGAAAACCUGUGGAUAUCUCAAAUGGCCUUUCAACAAAGGUAACAUCUCACAUCAGGAAGAAUAGUUUCCUGGACAGUAAUAUAGUCAUUCUGUACGUCGUUGAUGACUCAGAGAUAGUUUUUGCCAAACACAAGCCCAUUCCAAACCUAGUAACACAAGGAGGCAGAAACUGCUCACAACACAACUCCCCAUAAGAAGAAACAAUGUAGUUUAUGCUAUCCAUAUUUCCAUGUGUACUCUUUGCAUCUAUGGACUCCCCGAAAUUCACAAGCAAGAUCCAUAACCAAGAGCAUCAAAUAACGUACAACAUUUCUAAACAUCUAGGCACAAUCUUGGGACCACUGGUUGGACACACAGAUCACCACAUCUAAAACUCAGAGCAAAGGGUUCAACUGGACACGAAUGAAACCAUGAUGUUCUUUAAUGUCACAUCACUUCGCAUCCCCUACAUGGAUGCUUGCCUGGCUGUCAGAGGAAGACUAGAGGACGAUGGCCCCCUGGCCAAUGGGAGCAGUCUCAACCCAGACCAAAUUUGUCUACUUCUGGAUCUAUUCUUGAACACCACUAACUUUAGUUACAAAUGCACAUUUUGCAAGUAGAAGCAUGACCUCCAGAGAAGCAUAGGCUCCACUGUGCCUCAGUGGUCAUCAACUUAUACAUGGAGGCAGUGGAGAAUCCAGCCCCUUGUUCCUUUCAGGGAUCAUCACCAUCUCUUGACUGACACCUGGGUGAAGGUUACAAUCAAGGAGGUGCAAACAUCACAGUGCAUUUACAUACUGUGGAUCCUAACAUUAAAUUUACUAGAGAGGACACCAAGAACAACCAGCUGGCCGUCCUGGACUGUGCAGUCAUCUGAGGCAAAGAGGGUAACCUCCAAAUAGAAAUAUACAGGGAGCCCCUGCACACAAAUCAAUACCUUUUGUUUGAGUCCCGGUCCAAAACAAACUGGGAGUAAUCAAAACCUCGAACCACAAGGCAAAUCAACACAGAGGUCCACCUUAAGUUGGCUCUGAAAACCUGUGGAUAUCUCAAAUGGCCUUUCAACAAAGGUAACAUCUCACAUCAGGAAGAAUAGUUUCUUGGACAGUCCCAUAGUCAUUCUGUACGUCGUUGAUGACUCUGAGAUAGUUUUUGCCAAACACAAGCCCAUUCCAAAGCUACCAACACAUGGAGACAAAAACUGGCUCAACCAAAGACCCCACACCCAAAGAAAAAGAAGCAAUGUUGUUUAUGCUGUCCAGUGCAGUGAAGAUGACCAGAGCUGAACACUGAAGAAACAAAACAGCCACUACACACCAGCACAAGACAAACAACACCUCAGGACCACUUUCUGCUGUGCAUUCACAUUCAAAAGACAUGUGACACUCCUUUGAAAUGAACAGAGACAGAGAACAGAUGUUUGAAAGAGGAGUCAAGGAAGUAACACAUGAACAUGUUUGACACAAGGGACCUCCCCUUCCUGUUGAUCAACCAUUUUGAAAGUAAUAUUGUUUUUUUUGACAGAUCUUCAUUCUUGCUGCAGAUUUACAUUCUAACAGUUGAGCCACAUUUUCAAAGAUACCAACAGAUUCCGACAGUAGAUUCAUUUUUAACAGUAGAUUUAUGCUCUAGUCCAAGUCAGUAGAAGAUCUCACUCAUAGAGUAAAUACACAAUCUUUCAAUAUAUUUUUGGGUUCUCUUGUUAGAUUCACAUUCUGUAGAAGAUCUAUGAUUCUGUGGUGAACUGAAUUACUUUCAGCAUUCGGUGGUUCUGACUUUGUUAGCAGAUGUAGUCCCUAAACUUAGUGAAUGUCUUCAUUGUGUAAAUAAAAGUGGGGCUGCUUAAAGCUGUUGUUUGAUAAAGUUAUGUGUGGAUUUUUGAGCUCUUUAAUAUACGGUAUGUUUUGGAGCUCUCUUCAAAUUUAGGGUAAAGUCAAGGUUGUGUUAGACAUUUGGUUGAUCCUCACAUCUUUAAAGGGCCUAUACCACGCUAUAUAUUACUUCUGGCACACUAAGGAGCAAAUUAUUCAUGAAAUAUGGAUUAUUUUCAUGAACUAUUUUUCCACCCGGAAGUAAUAUUACUCCAUCACUGAGGCUCCGCCUUCUGCUCCUUGUGGGUACCACCCAUUUCAUGACAUCAUCCUAGAGCAGCGUGUCACUCACAAAAACAAACAACAUCUGAACUUUUGCAAAGGUGGAUGUGCAUAUUGCAUAUAAAAUGAAAGCGUUUUGCCGAUCAUCGCUAGCUCAGCGGAAAAAGGGUGUGUUUGUGUUAUCCUGGGGGCGGAGCUGGCAGCGAAGACUCUUCCUGGAAGGAGCUACUCUCACUUUGUGAUGUCACAAUGUGAGGGCCUGCUGCUAAGAGAGAAGGUUUUUAGAGGAAUGCUCAGAAAUGCGUAAAUUGAUCCAAAUACUUUUGGGGUUAUUUUGUGAGGAAUUAACAUUAUAAUACACUUAAAAACUCAAAACAGUUGAUUUUACAUGAUAUAUGCCCUUUAUCUUUCUCUUUUCAAAGAGGUUGUGGGACGAGGCAAUUUGUAAUGAUUGUGUUUGAAAAGAAUAUCAGAUGAUAAGAGAAGUUGUCUUACUUUCUUUUUUGGCUGUGGUUGGUUUCUGUGAUUUUUUUUCUGUGCUUUGUGAAGCAGAGGGGACAUGUUUGAACAAUAAACAGCUGAAAACUUCCA